ACGGGGGUCCAGGCAUGGAGAGGGCGCAGUUCCGCGCUAUCCUCCGUAUCGUUGACACGUCCGACUAAAAGAGUGCCCGUGCCAGUCGCGCCUCCGAGUCCUCUUCCUUCGAGUUUCGACAGUCGUAUUAUUCUUACUCUUACUCUUAUUCUUAUUCUUAUUACUCUUGUCCUUCUCCCUUAAUCGUUUACGUUAAUUUCCAUUUGAUCUUAAUUAACUUAUUAUUACGUUGGAUCACUACGUAGAAGAUCCCUCGAUCCUAAAUCUUUUUCUUUCUCUUCCCUUUUGAACAUAUAUUUAUAUACGUAUAUAUACGAGCUUUUCGUCGAUACGAUAUCGUUUAACGUUCUCGUUGAAAGUAAAAGAUCGUAUAUAGAAAAAACUAUUGGAAAUACGACGGAAGCGAAGGAACAAUCGGAUCCAAAAAAAAAGGAGGAGGGAUCUUCCUUCCUUCUUCCUUCUUCCUUCCUUCCUUCCUUCCUUCCUUCCUUCCUUCCUUUUUUCUUUAUUUCCAUUUCUCUAUAUAAACUUGUCUACAUCUUCUUCUAAUUCUCCUUACUCUUUACAUUCCAUUAUUUCUCUUUCCGUUCUUUCGAUCUCGCGAGUGAGUUACUACUCCGUUUGUGUUUCUCAUAUUCUGUUUGUGUUAUCCCGACGAAAUACAGAAGCAAAGAAAUACAUAUAUAUAUAUAUAUAUGUAUACAUAUUUACGUAUAUAUAUUUAAAGAGAGAUAAAAUAUAGUGACCUUGACGCUUUGACCAUCGCCAUUUUCCAAGUAAACGCGCGAGAAGAAACGACCAGACGAUGAUGGCCGCCUUCUUCUUCGCCUUCUUCGUCGCGCUCGUCCUAAGCGAUGGGACCACGGGUACCACGGCCAGCGUGAUGACGAUGGAAGCAAGGAUUUACGACGACGCCGAUCUAUCACAGUUUUAUCAACUAUUGGAGACGAGCCAGGUGGCGAACAACACUUUGACGUAUCGUCAUGUUACCGUUUUCGCUCCAACGAACAGAGCUUUUCAAAAGUACAAUGGAAGCAAGAGCAACUUGGUUCUCUAUCAUAUGUCGAACCUACCGCUAACGAUCGAACGACUAGGACUUUCGGUUUCGUCCGAAUUAGAUGGUAAUCCGCCAUUAUGGGUAACGAGGAAACCAGGACCAACUGGUGAAGAAGAGGUUUUCAUAAACAACGCUAAAAUCUUGAAACAACACAGCAACUUCCAAUCGAAAAUCAAAGUUAAUGGUGAUACGAAAACGCAGGUUUUGCACGUGAUAGACGAAGUAUUGGAACCGGUACGAUCGAUAUCACCGGAAUCGCCGAUUUACAACCCCGAUGCCUUUCAAUUUAUAAAUCAAAGCGAGAACUUUAAUAUGGGCAAUCAUCGUGUUAGAACCUUCCGACAGAGGAUCGUCAUAGAGAAAAAAGAGGGUAUCUUUACGGCCGACGGGCGUUACACAUUUUUCAUACCCGUUGACGAAGGAUUUAAGCCGGAGCCCAGGCCACAGAAGGUCGACCAUCUCGUAAUCGAUGGACACGUGAUUCCCAAUCAUAUUCUUUUCACCGUACCAACCCCCGAGAACGUUUAUUACGAAACGCUUGUUUUUUCUGACAAUCUCAAGGUUACCGUCAGUUUUCUCAUGGAACAUAACAAAGUAUACGUCAAGUCUAAUACGAUCGUGGGCGACGCAUCUCACCACACUGGCGUCGUGUUAGCCGAAAUCGUUAAGCCUAAUAUACCAGUACGAAACGGCGUGAUCCAUUUGAUCCAACGGCCGUUAAUGGUGAUCGACAGUACCGUGAAGGACUUCCUCGAGUCCUUCAAGGGCAUCGAGAAGGAGGACGGUCCUGUAUACAAAUUUUACGAGACCAUUCGAGAUUUCGGUGAUGACAUAAUGACGACCAUAAACAGGCUCCACGAUGUAACUCUCUUCGCACCUAGCAAUGCGGCACUCGAAGAACCUGGCGUACAACAUAUUUUACAAGAUAAAAGGCGAGUUAAGGAGAUCCUGAACUUGCAUUACGUCAAACAGAGACUACCAUUGGAAAAAAUACAAAACAAGAGUAUCAGUCAGGCACAAGCUGGGAUACCUACCGCCGCCGAUAGAAAGAAACUUUAUUUCAACGUCGUACAAGGACCAGCCGGAAAUCAAACAAUUACCGUAGAGGGAGGCGGCGUAAAUGCUACAGUAGUUACCGCAAACAUUGCAGCGACCAAUGGAAUUAUUCAUAUCAUCGAUAGGGUCCUGGGUGUACCUUACACGACCGUUUUGGACAAACUUAGAACUGAUCCUAUGUUGAACUCCACUUAUUUCUUGGGCCAACGACGUGGUUUUAACGAGCAACUUAACGACACGACGAAACGUUUCACUUAUUUCGCACCGAGAGAACAAGCCUGGUCAGGGGCUAACAUCAGUUAUCCGUCUACUAUUAAAAAACUUUUUAUGCAAGAUUUCAGCUAUCACACCAAACAAAUAUUGGAACGACAUCUCGUAGUUGCCGAUCAAGUAUACACGAUGGCUAAAUUAAGGGAAAUGAGUAUCAACGAAAGUGUCACUCUAACUUCUGCGAGGGAUACAUUGAAGCUUCGCGUCAAGGAAUUAAGCGAAAUACGUUUAGGUGACGACGAAAACUCUAUCAAUCCAGUGAUUUUCGGUUACCAAAUCGAAUGGGAGGGCAAAUGGAUUCGAGUAUUUCGUCAUGACGUCGAAUGUACCAACGGCAUUAUUCACGUGAUCGACGGUGUAUUUUUAAAGGACAGCGACGUCAGAGUGACGGGCGAUGCCUCAUUGGCCAGCUUCGCGCCCCAUCUUAUAAUAUUCUUGAUAGCCAAGUGGCUCUUGUAAACACCGAAAAUAAUACGACGAGAAGAUCAAAAAAAAAAAAAGAAGUAAGAAAUGAAAGAAAGAAAUGGAAAAAAAAGGAAAAGGAAAAAAGAAAAGGAGAUUAAUAUCUCCGUCUAGAAAUAAAUGUUUGGAGCGUCUCCGAUCGUCUUCGAUGAGCCAUGAAAACGACGCCGCGACGCGCCGACGACGACGACGACGACGACGACGACGACGACGACGACGACGACGAUUCGAUAGCUUUUUUUGCUGAUCGAUUCUUACGCUGCUAAAAAAAAAAAAAAAAACACGAACAACUUUCUUCUCACACCACACAAGGAUCUCAUCGUCGAUUUCGUUUGGCUCCCUUUUUAAUCUCCAACGUUAACUUCGUCCUCGUCGUCCAGUUUAUCCGAUAAUUAUUAUAAAGAUCGAAGUGUUUCUUCGUCGGCAUCGCCUAUAAUCAUCGUAUUAUAAUCAUCGUGUCAUAAUCAUCGACGUCAUCAUCAUUGUCAUCUUCAUCAUCUUCUUCAUCAUCGUCCUCAUUAUCACGAUCAUCGUCAUCAUCAAUAUCAUCGUCAUCAUCGUCAUCAUCGUCUUAUUUCUCUUCUGCCUUUUUUCAUAUUUUGAAAGAACGACGACGACGACCGAGAGAGAUCGAUCGACGUGAAGAAGGAUCGGCGACGAAUCCGACGAACACAACCAAUAUAAUUAUAAUCCUCGACUCGACUUCGGCUCGUAUUCUUUUAAGCCAUAAGCUAAAAAAAGAAAAAAAAGAUAAAAAGAAAAAGAAAAAUAAAAAGAAAUAAAUUUAAUAAUUAACGUUAAUAGGUUUAAAUGUGACGAAGGAUGAUGGAUGAGCAGUUCCAAAUAUACAUAUAUAUAAUAGGUAUAUCGGCAGUAUCGUUUACAUAUGACUUAAUAACACGCGUAGCUAUAAUAAAUAGCGAAACUUUACGAUAUAAGGAAUAAAUAAAACGGUCUGUUCUUUCUCUCUCUCUCUUUUUUGUUUGUUUGUUUGUUUGUUUAUUUGUUUUUUCUUUCUUUACUUUUCUUCUCUCGUUUCUUUUCUUUUCUUUACCUUUCAUUUCUUUUUUCUUCUAUAAUCGUAAAUUUUAUCAUUAAACAUGAUCUAAGAAUUGGGACGAAAGAGAUGGAACUGAGAUGAUCCAUAAUAAAAAAAAAAAAAAAAAAAAGGAUUUUGGACGA
Vespula pensylvanica (western yellowjacket) is the source of this 4027-nucleotide messenger RNA. RefSeq names its product fasciclin-1 (gene Fas1). Gene Ontology annotation, molecular function: cell adhesion molecule binding. Gene Ontology annotation, biological process: extracellular matrix organization; cell adhesion. The transcript has 16 exons. NCBI's taxonomy places the organism in Eukaryota, Metazoa, Arthropoda, Insecta, Hymenoptera, Vespidae. The record is from RefSeq and is a predicted model, not a curated record. Gene Ontology annotation, cellular component: extracellular matrix. Bases 806 to 2842 code for a protein of 678 amino acids.